GCUGCGGGAGCCUCCACAGAACAUCUCCGGAUCGCGUUCCGAGGCUGACCGCUGAACCAGGACAGGGUGUCCCAGGUGCUGAGCCCUCCCUCAGCCUCCAGGUCCAACUGGUUCUCCUACGGUAGUGAACCUGUGCCCUGACCUGAGAUAAGUCACUGGGUGACCCCGCAGCCUCUUUCUAUGACUCCAUCUGGAUUUGGCUGACUGUAGGAACAAGCUUCAAGGGACUGCUUGGGUCUCCGUGGGGUAGCAGUCAGCUUUCUGGCUGCUAUGGCAAUUGCUGGGAACUGAAGGCACAGACAGGCUCCAGCCUCAGCACAAGCACGCAGGACACGAUGGACAACAAAGCCAUGUACAUGCACACCGUGAAUGACCGGGACACCAGCUCUGUCUUUGAGGAGCCCUUUGAUGGUAGGAGCCUGUCCAAGCUGAACCUGUGUGAAGAUGGUCCAUGUCACAAACGGCGGGUGGGUGGCUGCUGUACCCAGCUGGGCUCCCUGUCAGCACUGAAGCAUGCCGUCCUGGGACUCUAUCUUCUGGUCUUCCUGAUUCUUGUGGGUAUCUUCAUCUUAGCAGUGUCCAGGCCUCGAAGCUCCCCAGAUGACUUGAAGGCUCUGACUCGAAGUGUGAACCAGCUGAAUGAGAGCUUCCGGGACAUGCAGCUGCGGCUGCUGCAGCCUCCACUGCAGGCGGACCUGACAGAACAGGUGUGGAAGGUUCAGGAUGCGCUGCAGAACCAGACAGACUCACUGCUGGCCCUGGCAGGCUUGGUGCAGCGGCUGGAGGGUACACUGUGGGGGCUGCACGCGCAGGCGGCACAGACAGAGCAGGCGGUGGCCUUGCUGCGUGACCACACAGGACAGCAAAGUGACUCCGCACAGCUGGAACUCUACCAGCUGCAGGUGGAGAACAAUCACAGCCAGCUGCUGCUGCAGCAGCAUAAGGGCCUGCUGGAUGGGCUGGCGCACAGGGUGGGCGUCCUGAGUGAGGAGCUGGCUGAUGUGGGUGGCGCACUGCGUGGCCUCAACCACAGCCUGUCCUAUGACGUGGCCCUGCACAGCACUCGGCUGCAGGACCUGCAGGUGCUGGUGAGCAAUGCCAGCGCAGACACCCGCCGCAUGAGGCUAGUGCACAUGGACAUGGAGAUGCAGCUUAAGCAGGAGUUGGCCAUGCUCAAUGUGGUGACCGAGGACCUGCGUCUCAAGGACUGGGAACACUCCAUUGCCCUGAGGAACAUCACCCUUGCCAAAGGGCCACCAGGACCCAAAGGUGACCAGGGCAAUGAAGGGAAGGAUGGAAAGCCAGGUAUUCCUGGAUUCCCUGGAAUUCGAGGUCUGCCGGGAGAGAGAGGUACCCCAGGACUGCCUGGUCCCAAGGGUGAUGAUGGGAAACUAGGGGCCACAGGCCCCAUGGGCAUGCGUGGGUUCAAAGGUGAGCGAGGCCCGAAAGGAGAGAAAGGAGAGAGAGGAGAGAUACAGGAUGGUACGGAUUUCACAAGGAUUCGCCUGGUGAAUGGCUCUGGACCACACGAGGGCCGAGUGGAGGUGUUUCAUGACCGUCGCUGGGGCACAGUGUGUGACGAUGGCUGGGACAGGAAGGAUGGGAACGUCGUGUGCCGCAUGCUGGGCUUCCAUGGUGUUGAGGAGAUCUACCGGACAGCUCGUUUUGGGCAAGGAACAGGGAAGAUCUGGAUGGACGACGUGAACUGCAAGGGAACCGAGAGCUCCAUCUUCCACUGCCAGUUCGCCAAAUGGGGAGUGACAAACUGUGGGCAUGCUGAGGAUGCUGGAGUGACCUGUACUACAUUCUGAAAGUGGGCACGGCCCAAAGCCAGGGCCCCACAUGACCACAUUCCUGUAUCCCUGGGGUAGGAGGAUGGCUUGGAGCUACCUAACCAUGGCUCAUGCCCAGGCCAACACCACCCUCCACCCUGCUGCCGAUUGGCCUUACUCUGGUUCCAAGGUGACCCUUUGUCACUUUCUUUCCAGACAGCUAUUCCAAAGUGCUCAAUGGAACCUACAUUCUGUUUUUCCUCCCCACUGGGGUUUCUACAUGGGGGGCCCCAGUCAACUGAACCACCAGUAUGCUCAGCUAUCUGAAGACUUCCCACAGGGCCUAGGGAUCGAUGUUACGGAUGGAUGCUGAUAUGAUGUCAUAGGCAAGAGCAGCAAUGGAGGUGGGGGGUGUUAUGAGUCAUUUAUUUUGCAGAUAAUUCCUAAAUUCCAGAGUUUCAUCACCCAUCUCCCCAGCAAGUAGAAACCCUUAAUGACUCUGUUUCCUUUCUUUUUCUCUGUCUCUUCACACUGUAUGUUAGUUUGGGGAAGGGGCAGAGGAGAAGCCAGCUAUAGGAGACAUAACAUAAUGCCAGCUACCAAAAGAACCUCAGCUGGAGCUGGGAAGAGAAGGGAACAACUGCCGUUCUGUGCUACAUUGUAUCUCGGGUGCUGAAAUCACUUAACCACUUUGCUGUGUUAAUACAAGGCAUGUUAAUCAGGGCAGGACCCUGCCUCCAGGUAGUGCUCACCUGGCCCAUUCAUCUGGCUUCCAAGUUAGAAGACCAAGAAUGAGAAGACUGAGACCAGGUUCCUCCAUGAACCUUGGUAUACCCUUCUUAGGCCUGAGCAACAAGCUUGGGUUGUAGACAUUGGUUGUUAGAAAGUUGUAUAUUCCAAAUGUUAUAGCAAGCAUGUAUAAGAUCAGACAGGAAGAGUUUCUAAGUCAAACAUCCACACAGGAAGGCUGAUUCGGAGGGUGACAUGGGAGCUAUCCACGUUAACCUGAAGCUGUGUCUCAGGGCAGUUGGUGACAUUAUACCUUUCAGGCCUCUUUGAAUAUAGUCCUGUGAGCAGAGGGAAACAGACCUGAUAAAUUCCCCAAGGGCAGAAAGAAGUGUGAAUCCUCUAUAGCCUUCCCAUGGGAAAUGAGUUGUCUGGGGCCUCUUUCAGCUUGUGAGCUGCACUCCCCUCCUGGUUACAGAGUGAACAUGUUCUGCUGUUGGCACAGGAGGAUGGCACAUGUGUUCUAGAACUGGGAGAGCUACACUACAGCAAUUGAGUGCAGACCUGUCUGGCUAUAGUAGAGUCACAGACACAUUCACAUAUCCUGUGAGGUGAGCAUUAUCUUGCUUGGGGUGAGGAAGACCUAGAUACCUCCAGGUGUUGUUUCCCCCAAAGAUCCUGGCUGGCCACUAAGCCAAUAUGCAAUCUUGAUCAUCUUGCUUACAAUAUGCGUUACUCACUACUGUUCUCAUGAUCUGACCAACUGUUGUGUUUACAUAACAUGCAUGUACUCAUGCAUCUUCUGGAGCCCAUGUAUGUAUACCUGUAUAAGCAUAGCACUCUUUAUUACAUCGCUCUGCACAUCACAAUAGUUAUGUUUUAAAAGAUAUACUAAAGGUUGUUAUUUUUAAAAAAAGAUAUUUUAAAAGUGUGUAAACAUCACUUAGAUAAUUCUGGGAAAGAACCCGGUUACCCCAAAGAUGAAGACUCAGGUAACUGUCUCACUUGGUCUUUACAUGGGGGAAACACAAGUUUGGUUUUAUAUCUAUGAAAGCAGUGUUGAAAAGUAUUUUAAUCAUAAAAAUAAAGUCGACUAGUUUACAGACCUACUUAUGAGGACAUGGAAAUGACCGUGGACUGUAUUUCAGGGACCAAUGGGAACUAGGCCUAAAAUACUUCAGAUCUUUUGUAAGAAAGAAUUUCA
Onychomys torridus (southern grasshopper mouse) is the source of this 3702-nucleotide messenger RNA. It is a transcript of the gene Scara5, whose product is annotated as scavenger receptor class A member 5. Gene Ontology annotation, cellular component: plasma membrane. NCBI's taxonomy places the organism in Eukaryota, Metazoa, Chordata, Mammalia, Rodentia, Cricetidae. The record is from RefSeq and is a predicted model, not a curated record. Gene Ontology annotation, biological process: iron ion transmembrane transport. Gene Ontology annotation, molecular function: ferritin receptor activity. The transcript has 9 exons. Bases 336 to 1811 code for a protein of 491 amino acids.